AUGGGAGAUUCGCGACCGACACAUCAACAUGCUGACGCCGAUGGCCACUUUCGCCGGAAGGAUAGCCAGUUCCGGAACUGGAUAUCCAAGGAGCCAGGUUCCAAAUUCACUCCCGAGAAGGGCAGAUACGCCCUCUAUGGCAACUACGGCUGCCCCUGGGCACACCGAACCAUCCUUGUCCGUGGACUGAAAUCGCUCGAGCCCGUCAUCCAGCUCAUCACCACCGACUUCGACCUGACCGAGAACGGCUGGACCUUCAGCGGACGAAACGGCAGCCAGGGUGCAGAUCCUCUAUACGGCUUCACAGGCUUGAAGCAGCUCUACUUGAAAGCCGAUCCCAGCUAUGUCGGCCGUUACACCGUGCCCGUGCUAUGGGACAAGAAGACGGAGACAAUAGUGAACAACGAGUCGUCCGAGAUCAUCCGCAUGCUGUACGAUCAAUUCGACGACUUCCUCGAACCCCACCAGAGGGAAGCCAACAAACCCGGUGGAGGGUUUUACCCCCCGCAUCUAAGGGACGAGAUUGAUGCUAUGAACGAGUGGGUGUAUACUACGGUCAACAAUGGUGUGUACAAGACAGGGUUCGCGGCAACGCAGGAGGCCUACGAUGCCAACGUCUACCCUCUGUUCAAAUCACUUGACCGUCUUGAAGAACACUUAAAGGAUCCCUCACACCAACCAUACCUGUUUGGCGAAUACAUCACCGAGGCGGACGUCAGGCUAUACACCACCCUUGCACGCUUCGACGUGGCAUACUACAACAUUUUCAACUGCAACCUGAAGAUGAUCCGGCACGACUACCCCCGCCUUUCGAAAUGGCUGCGCAAUCUCUACUGGGACACGUCCGACCGCACAAACGGCGGGGUAUUCAAAAACACCACUUUCUUCGAAGUCUACAAGUAUGGCUACCUCCGGGCCAAAGGUCGCCAGAUGCACGGAGGAAGUGACCAUGGAUGGCCAGUCAUCAUCCCCCGCGGGCCGGUCCCAGAUAUCGAGCCACUGACAGAUGAGGAGGAAAAGGAACUGAUCGAGGGCACCGCUCGAAAACUGAACGGCUUGAAUCUCGAGAGCUUGCCGUCUGGGUUCAACGCUGGCGCCUCGGCAAACCCGUUCAGCGCCCAUGGAGACAAGGCAGGCAUGGGCGCCAUCUUCGGCGCGGAGGUGGAUUCCCCGAACGGCGGUGAUGAGGGUGUCGGCAGCCCCUCCAGUACCAGGGACGGAGAGGACGAGGUCGAAGAAGACGCGGGCUUUGACGAGAACGGUGAUUUCCACCCGCGGAGGGUGAUCAAGAGGAGGACGACGUACAGCGACGCCAAUGCCAAGUGGUACAAGGCGGCCAAGAAGGCCGAGAAGAAGAUGGGAGCCCCGAGCAUGCAUCUGGCUCUAUAG
Messenger RNA from Fonsecaea erecta, 1389 nucleotides. RefSeq lists its product as hypothetical. The transcript has 3 exons. Gene Ontology annotation, cellular component: cytoplasm. The coding region runs from base 1 to 1389 and encodes 462 amino acids. Gene Ontology annotation, molecular function: glutathione transferase activity. The record is from RefSeq and is a predicted model, not a curated record. Lineage: Eukaryota; Fungi; Ascomycota; Eurotiomycetes; Chaetothyriales; Herpotrichiellaceae.